Molecule: messenger RNA, 1716 nt
Organism: Vombatus ursinus (common wombat)
Lineage: Eukaryota; Metazoa; Chordata; Mammalia; Diprotodontia; Vombatidae
Product: four and a half LIM domains protein 2
Exons: 6
Coding region: 222-1061 (279 amino acids)
Biological process (GO): negative regulation of calcineurin-NFAT signaling cascade; negative regulation of transcription by RNA polymerase II
Cellular component (GO): Z disc; nucleus
Molecular function (GO): transcription factor binding; transcription coregulator activity
Source: RefSeq, a predicted model, not a curated record
GUAUCCACACACCCUGGCCGCCCAACCGAAAUCCGCGGAGGCGCCUCCGCUGCCCUUGCACGGUGGCGGGAUCCCGGCGGGUGGGUCCUGCGCCUCCGCUCAGUACGCAGGCCAUUGUGCUCCUUCCCAGGCUGCCCAUGGAUGUGACUCCCCAUCCCUGGUCCAGCGAGUCCCACUAACGCGGCAGUGGCUGCUCAGUUGCCGGAAACAAAGGUGUCAAAAUGACUGAGCGUUUUGAUUGCCACCACUGCAGUGAGUCCCUGUUUGGAAAGAAAUACAUCCUGAGAGAAGAGGAUCCCUACUGUGUGAAGUGCUUUGAGAGCCUGUACUCCAACACAUGUGAGGAGUGCAAGAAACCCAUUGGCUGUGACUGCAAGGAUCUGUCCUACAAAGAUCGGCACUGGCAUGAGAGCUGCUUUCACUGCUUCCAAUGCAAGAACUCUCUGGUGGACAAGCCUUUCGCUGCCAAAGAUGAACAUCUCCUUUGUACUGAGUGUUACUCCAAUGAGUACUCUUCCAAAUGCUCGGAGUGCAAGAAGACAAUCAUGCCAGGUACCCGCAAGAUGGAGUACAGGGGCAAUAGCUGGCAUGAGACCUGCUUCAUCUGUCAUCGCUGCCAGCAACCAAUUGGAACUAAGAGCUUCAUUCCUAAGGAUGAUCAGAAUUUCUGUGUGCCCUGCUAUGAGAAGCAAUUUGCUAUGCAGUGUGUUCAAUGCAAGAAGGCCAUUACUACUGGAGGAGUCACUUACAGGGAACAACCUUGGCAUAAAGAGUGCUUUGUCUGCACUGCGUGCAAGAAGCAGCUGUCCGGACAACGUUUCACUUCUCGGGAUGAGGAUGCCUACUGCCUCAACUGCUUCUGUAAUUUAUAUGCCAAGAAGUGUGCUGGGUGCACCAACCCCAUCAGUGGACUUGGAGGAACAAAGUAUAUCUCUUUUGAAGAACGCCAGUGGCACAAUGACUGCUUCAACUGCAAGAAGUGUUCUCUGUCCUUAGUUGGACGUGGCUUCCUCACCGAGAGGGAUGAUAUCCUUUGCCCAGAGUGUGGAAAAGAUAUUUGAAGCUCAAAAACAAGGGGAAAGCUGUGCUUGCCAAAUACAUGCAUACAUAUAUAUAUAUAUUUUUUUUUCCUGAAAUAUGCCUAUGUUGUAUACUAGCUUUAAUGAGCCACACGCAGACUUUCUUUGUGGGUUUUGCAGUGGGCCUCACAUCUAUAAAACUUUUUUUCUCCUGGGUUGGACGUGUCCAGAGGAAAUAGCAAAUACUUUUUCUUCUAGCUAUAGCAAGGGAAGUGGUUCUGAAUUUGUGUAACUGAGGCAGGUCCAAGAGUGAAUAGAUAACCGAUCAAUAUGAGCUAAUUUUCUUUCUUUGAUUGAAUGAUUGAUGCAAAGAGAAAAUACGGUCAACGUAGGAUUUGAAAAUCUUUCCAAAACACGAGGGAAUGUCCUGGCUGAGGAUGGUGUUCGUUGACUGUGUAACCACAUGUGAUACAAGGUGUAGAGUAAAUUCUUGUGGUUUAGAAUGUGUAUAUGUCAGAACAAAACUUUGUGCCACACACAGUGUGAAAUGAUAAUUAAUCACUGAAGGCAGAAAUGUUAUGUAACAAGCACCUGCUGUGUUGCAUGAUUAGGUAAUUGACUGUGUCAGUGUUAACUGAAAUUGCAUCACGCCUUAUCUUUUUCAAAAUAAUAAAAAUUAUGUCAGCCAACAACGUCA